Messenger RNA from Nicotiana tabacum (common tobacco), 1521 nucleotides. The record is from RefSeq and is a predicted model, not a curated record. NCBI's taxonomy places the organism in Eukaryota, Viridiplantae, Streptophyta, Magnoliopsida, Solanales, Solanaceae.
AUGUUGGUUCAUGAUUACGAACUCUUCUCAAUGAAAGAAGGAGAAUCUAUUAAAGAGAUAUUUGCCAGGUUCAACAAAAUAAUUAGCGAUCUAAAGGUAUUUGGCAAGCCAUAUACUAGAGGUGAUCAAGUUAGAAAAAUUCUGAGAAGCCUGCCAACCACUUGGCAAACCAAAGUAGUCACACUGGAAUCUCAGGAUCUAAACAAAUUAUCAUAUGAUGAACUACGAGGAGAACUCAUAACCUUUGAAAAGACGCAUCUCAAGAAGACUAGUCAAGAAGAAAAAAAGAAAAUAGUUGCAUUCAAGGCUUCAACUAAAAUAGCUGAAAACGAAAUUGAUGAUGAUCCUGAAGCUCUACAAGAAGAGAUUGCUAUGCUAUCGAGAAACAUGGAUGGCUUAAUGAGAAGAUUCAGAAAUACAAAGAAAAGAAGAAUUCCACCAAGACGAUCCAGGCAAUACAACAAACAAGACAAGAAUGGUGGAAAAUGCUAUGAGUGUGGAAGAUUUGGACACAUUCAAGCCGAGUGCCUAGAAGAUGCUAGACAGACGAGGACACUUCAGAUGACGAAAAUGAAAACUGUUUCAUGGUACGAGCUGAAACAAGUGAGUCACAGUUCUGUCAGGUCAAACCAGACGACUUACAGUUCAACCGAAAAAGGACCAUCCAGAACAAAGUCCACUAGUACUAAAACUAAUGAAAGACCUAAAGGAUGGGUUUUGAAACCAAAAAACAAUUCUGAAUCUAGCAAUAUUAACCCUCCAGGACCCAAGCAAGCUUGGGCGACAAAAACAUGUUCAAAGAAGUUACAAAAAUUGAUGGAGGAAGCGUCAAUUUUGGGGAUGACUCGAAAGGUUGAAAGAGAAAAGGGAUAUCUGAUCUCAACAAUUCAGAGUGAUCAUGGAGAAGAAUUUGAAAGUAGAGCAUUUGAAGAUUUCUGUAAUGGAAUUACUGCUGGUGAUGAAGAUCAAGAUCAAGAAAUUCAAGAGACAAGUAAAUCUAAAGAGUCAAAUGAUAUAUCUGCUACAAUAGAGUCAACUAAUGAAAUCAGCAGCAGUGUAUCGGAUCAUCCAAUCGAGUUGACUACUAAUGUAGUACGUCCAAAUGAAUGGAGAAGCGAUCCUGAAUAUCCUCAAAAAUUCAUCAUUGGGGAUCCAAAUGAAGGAAUAAAAACCAGAGGAGCUCUCAAAAAGAAAGAAAACGUUGCAUUAAUCUCUCAGGUUGAACCAAAGAAGAUAGAGGAAGCUCUAAAAGAUUCAAGUUGGGUUCAAGCAAUACAGGAAGAGUUAGAUCAGUUCGGUAAAAAUCAGGUGUGGAAUCUGAUACCCAAACCUGAAAAUGUUUCUGUAAUCGGAACAAAGUGGGUCUUCAAAAACAAAUUGAACGAGGAUGUAAAUGUCGUAAGGAAUAAAGCCAGACUAGUUGCUCAGAGAUACUCACAACAGGAAGGAGUCGACUAUGACGAAACCUUCGCUCCAGUAGCUCGCUUGGAAUCCAUACGAAUUCUUCUGGCAUACACAUAA